Molecule: messenger RNA, 381 nt
Organism: Eremomyces bilateralis CBS 781.70
Lineage: Eukaryota; Fungi; Ascomycota; Dothideomycetes; Eremomycetales; Eremomycetaceae
Exons: 1
Coding region: 140-331 (63 amino acids)
Source: RefSeq, a predicted model, not a curated record
CACGACAGCAAGCUCGCUAGCACGAACAUCCGCCGAGAAGUCCCCGCACCCAUUCUUUCUUUACGAUCCGUAUCACAACUCAAUAGACUGCUGUUUUGUUGAGACUUGAGAGUAGUCAGUUUCUACGACAACACGCCACAUGGUGACUGGUCAGAUCGAAGCGAGUCUAUGGCUACAGGUCUUCUUAUUCUCCAUAUAUUCGUCGACACUGAUCUGUCACCAGUUGUACCGGACAUACUGUGUAGGGAGGUUGCAACUUGCAAGAUAUAUAGUCGAACAAGUAAUGAUAUACCGUAAACAAUUCGUUCUAAUUCCACGUAGAGUGGACUGAAAUAUGCCCCGAUAAUGCAGAAUCAAUGUUCGGAUCUGAUCUGAUAUCCU